Molecule: messenger RNA, 1481 nt
Organism: Cariama cristata (Red-legged seriema)
Lineage: Eukaryota; Metazoa; Chordata; Aves; Cariamiformes; Cariamidae
Gene: PIGS
Product: phosphatidylinositol glycan anchor biosynthesis, class S
Exons: 10
Biological process (GO): attachment of GPI anchor to protein
Cellular component (GO): GPI-anchor transamidase complex
Source: RefSeq, a predicted model, not a curated record
CGGUGCCCGUCGCUGUGGUCUUCGCCCCGAGAUCGGUGCCUGAGGACCUGCCGAGGCCGCUGCCGUUCGGGGACGUGCAAGAGAUGGAGAUUUCCGUGAAUUGUGAGAGAUCNAUCACGGCCCGCUACGAGAUGGUCUAUCGCAGCACCACGGCUCAGGAGGAGGCAGCGCUGGAUGCGGUUUCUGCACGAGAGGCUGAUGCUGCUCUGCACCUGCUGCAGGACACCUCGUCGGGCUCUCUGACCGUGUACGUGGUCCCCGAAAUCUCCUCUCUCCUGCCUCAGGGCAUCGGUGUCUACGUGGGGAAGCACCGCAGUGCCCUGGUGAGGGCCAGGGGGGGCCUGGCUGCCCUCCGCACCCGCCUCCAGCAGCUCACGCAGGUGAUGUCCUUCACGGCCAGUUCCAUCACUGCCGCCCUCUCGGACCGCCUGCCCGAUGGCCAGCUCGGCCCUGAUGCCCGGCGGCAUUUGAAAUCCAGCCUGGGUACGGACGUGUGCCCCAGCCCUGUUCCCUGACCUGGGGAAAGCCCUCUGGACUGGGAUAUCGAGGAUGCUGUGAACCGCUAUGUGCAGCCUGUCCUGGACAAAUUGAGCUUGGUGGCCAACUUCUCUGUUGACUCGCAGAUCCUGUACUAUGCUGUCCUAGGAGUGACACCACGCUUUGACAAGGAAUCCUCCAGCUUCCUCCUGAGCACUCACAGCCUCCCGCAUGUCAUCAACCCUGUGGAGGCCCGGCUGGGGGAGCACUGCUCCAGCGCUGCCUCGCUCUACCCCGUGCUGAACUUCCUGCUGUAUGUGCCAGAGCGUUCCCACUCCCCUCUGUACAUCCAGGACAAGGAUGGAGCCCCAGUGAGCACCAACGCCUUCCACAGCCCCCGCUGGGGCGGCAUCAUGGUUUACAACGUUGAAGCCCCUGCUUCCCCCCAAGCCUCCCUCCCGCUGCACGUGGACGUGGACAUGGUGCGAGUGAUGGAGGUUUUCCUGGCCCAGCUCCGGUUACUCUUCGGGUUAUCUCGGGAAGAGCUGCCUGCCGAGUUCCUGCUGGAGAGCCCAGGGAACGAGGGGCUGGCUGACUGGGAGCUGGACCGCCUGCUCUGGGCCCACACCGUGGAGAACAUCGCUACCGUGUCCACCACCUUGACCUCACUGGCCCAGCUCCUGGACAAGAUUGGGAACAUUGUCAUCAAAGAUGAUGUUGCCUCUGAGGUGUACCGAGCGGUGGCCUCAGCGCAGAGCGCCAUGGCCAAGCUGACCACGGGCCAUCUGCACCUGGCUUUCCAGGCCAGCAAGGAAGCAGUCACUUCCUCAGAGCGUGCCUUCUUUGACCCAUCUCUCCUCCAUCUCCUCUACUUCCCCGACGACCAGAAAUUUGCCAUCUACAUCCCCCUCUUCCUGCCCAUGGCCGUCCCCAUUCUCCUCUCCCUGGCCAAGAUCGUCCGGGAGACCAGGCAGCAUAAGAAGGAGCCCACCAAGAUGGACUGA